AGAGAGAGAGAGAGAAGAAAUCGUGGGAGCAAGAAAAGCAGGUUAUGCGUCAGCCGCUUCUCCAUGGGGAAACGUGGAGAUGAGCAGGAGAUGCCGAAGUGCAUCGCGGAGAGCAAAAGCAGAUGAUAUAGAUGGAUAUUAUCUCAUCAAGCUGAAGGCAACCCACGCAGAGGAUAAACCACUUAUGGACGCAGUGGAUUAAAGACCUGCAGACAGACUGAGACAAGCCACAGGAGCAACACGGGCGGAGAUAUUCAUUUAUUCACUUAUUUAUCUUCAUUUUGUGUGUGUGUGUGUGUGUGUGUGUGUGUAAGGGGGAGACUGCAUUACUGCUUGCUAGCACUAUAUGGGCAGACCAGAAAAAAACAAAACAGCAAAGCACAAUUAAUUCAUGCUUGUUCCUGCCCCCCGCCCCCACCUCCCCCCUUUCUAAGCAUGUGUUUGCUCCCUGGCUCUACAUGUGUGCAUCAAGCCAAAAGUGAGCUCCAGAUCGACUUAGUUGUAUGAUGUAACGAUGCUAUGCUUUAUCACCAAGAGCGGAGUUGAAGACAAACAUCAAUGUCCGAGGAAGGAAGUGCUUUUUUGAUCGAUCCGACAACAGGUCACACGCCCGUGCAGUUGGGGCCUCGGUCCUGAUUGCGGAAGCCUAAUCUUGGAUGUUUGAUGAGCUGCCGUUGGGGAAACUUCUGUGCUCCACGCACCACAGAGGAGGAGGAGAAGGAGGAGGAAGAGGAGGAGGCGGCUGAAAGCAGGAAAGGAGGCCAGUGAGUGCUGUGGAUCGCGUAGGCCGGCCCAUGGCGGACUGCUGAAGCUUUCGCACGGUUUCAUCUCCAGCUGACAGCGGAUCAUGGCAGCGAUGGGACCACCAUCCUCCUUUCCCACAGCUCUCAGGAGCCGGCAAGUUGCGAGUUGGUGCUCCGGAAAACCCAGCAGGAGGAUGGUGUGAACUAUCUGCCAGGAGAUCCCUGACGCCGCCGUUCACGGCCACCUUGUUUCUUCUUCCUCAGUUUGGAAAGCUGAUUGCAUCUGAGCACAGCAGGCUGUGUUGAACUGAGUGGGAGUUCUCUCCCUCCCACUCACUCCUCCCUCUUCUUCUCCUCAUCGGACCUCCACCUCAAACCCCAGCUCCAUGGACUGAUCCCUAUAGCACCAACCUGUCCUCCUUUCCUCUCCCUCUCUUUUCUUUUUGUUUUCUUUUUCUUUUUGUCGAGGCUUCGGGGGAAUUGCCGAGACCUGUUUCAUGCAUGUCCACUGGAGGCAGAUUCAACUUUGACGAUGGGGGGUCAUACUGCGGUGGGUGGGAGGAGGGCAAGGCGCACGGGCACGGGAUAUGCACGGGUCCCAAGGGCCAGGGCGAGUACUGUGGGUCGUGGGCCCACGGCUUUGAGCUGUUGGGCGUCUACACUUGGCCCAGCGGGAACACUUACCAGGGCACCUGGGCGCAGGGCAAGAGACACGGCGUGGGCGUCGAGAACAAGGGUCGAUGGGUCUACAAGGGGGAAUGGACGCACGGCUUUAAGGGACGCUACGGUCUUCGGGAGAGCACCGGGAUGAGCGGCAAGUACGAGGGAACGUGGAACAAUGGGCUGCAAGACGGAUACGGCACUGAGACAUACUCUGAUGGAGGCACAUUUCAGGGCCAGUGGGUUGGAGGGAUGCGGCACGGCUAUGGUGUUCGUCAAAGUGUCCCAUAUGGUAUGGCGGCCGUCAUCCGCUCCCCUCUCCGUAACUCCAUCAACUCACUUCGCUCCAGCUCGGAACAAAGUAACGGUACAGCCCUGCUUGACCGGAGUGGCGCGGGAGUUCCUGUUCCUCCCCCUCUUCCUGGUACCUUGUCCACGAGCGUCUCCAUGUGCAGUACAGGAAGCAGUGGCAGUAGUCCUGCAGUUUCUCGAGGGGGUUUCGUACUGACGGCGCACAGUGAAACUGAGCUCCUAAAGGGCAAGCGGAAGAGCGGACUGUUCAGGAGAUCUAUUCUGUCCGGGCUUAAACUGAGGAAGUCUGAGUCCAGGAGCUCUCUGGCGUCUCAAAGGUCUAAACAGAGUUCGUUCAGGAGUGAAGCUGGGAUGAGUACUGUGUCUUCAGCUGCGUCUGACAUCAACUCUACUAUCAGUCUCGGAGAUGCAGAUGCGGAGUUGGCAGCAGCUGAUGAUGAUGUGGACGCCACAGCAACAGAGACCUAUUGUGGGGAGUGGAAAAAUGACAAGAGGACAGGAUUCGGAGUUAGCCGGCGGUCCGACGGGCUGCAGUAUGAGGGGGAGUGGCUCAGCAACAAACGCCACGGCUAUGGCUGCACCACAUUUCCUGACGGAACGAAGGAAGAGGGGAAGUACAAGCAGAACAUCCUGGUGAGUGGCAAGAGGAAGAAUCUGAUCCCGCUCCGAGCCAGUAAGAUCAGAGAGAAGGUGGACCGAGCCGUGGAGGGAGCACAGAAGGCAGCAGACAUCGCACGCCAAAAAGCUGAGAUUGCUCUUUCCAGGACUGCACAUGCACAGGGUAAAGCAGAGGCAGCUGUUGGAGCGGCCCAGAAAGCUCAAGAGGAGAGUCGCAUGGCCAGAGUCACUGCCAAGCAGUUCUCCCCUUCUUUCCAGUACCCGGGAAAUGGCAUGGAAGUGCAACGUCCCAAGUGUCAAGUGUCCAGCGAAGUGGAGGGUGAGGGCGUGUCCAGUAGCGCCGGAACCGCAGACAGCCCGGACCUCUAUGUGAGGAGCACAGGCUCGGAAGACCCCUCCAAUGCCACGCCAGAUCUUAGUCCCCCUUCUUCAUCACCUCCCCACAGUCCUCCUGCCUUAAUUCGGCCAGCCCAACGCAGCAAAAGUGCUCGCUUUCACCGGCAGACUGCAGUCGACCAUGGAGAUAGGGGGAAGGAAGGGGGAGAGCGGGGAGAGAAAGAAGGGCCUGGAGGGCAGACAGAAAUUCAGGUCUUGAUCGAGGGAGGCAGCAGGGAGAGUGAAGGUGGAGGAGGAAAGGUAGAGUACAUGCGGGCAAAAAGUUGUAGUGAGGAAAAGAGGAAAGGGCUCUUCCAUAAAGGGGGAGGAGGACUUAGCGGACAAGGCACGAGCAGGACCAAUGGACACAAACACAGCUCCACCAAUCACAAGUCUCGGGACCAUAGUUCAUCUAAUCAUAAACAAACGAGGAGAGACAGAUGGACAGAGACAUCCACUUCUGCCUCUUGGACGUCCGGGCACAGGGGGGCGGAGAGCAGGGGAGGGCGGCUUCUCGAACAGGACGAAGAGAAAAUUAGCAAUUAUGAAAUGGAGAUGAAGCCUUUACAGCCCAGAGACUCCACUACACAUAAGCCCUAUGGGCACGGGGAGGAGAAGCACGUGCACAGUCAUUCUCACGGGGAGGGGCGCUCACACACAUUGCAACGACAGAGACAUAGGAACCGAGACGGGAGGGAAGGAAGAGAGGGCAAAGAGGGCAGGGAAGGCAAAGACCAGCUGGAGAGCGUCCGACUGGGUGACAAGAUGGAUUCUCGGCCUAUACGACGGAACCUCACCCUCUCCCCACCUCUGAAGUCCUCCCCCAUUGCACCGGAGCAACAGGAUUAUGGACUCAUACAGCGCAAAGGCCACUCAGCCUACAGCGUUAUCCUGGUUGCCAUGGUGGUUCUUCUCAACAUUGGAGUGGCUAUUUUGUUUAUCCACUUUUUUAUUUAAGAAUAGCAUUGUUUUCGGAAUGAGCCUAGACAUGCUACAACUAUAAACUUCGAUAGCUAUGAAGAGGGAUCUGCUGUCAAAUUUGUGUUCCUUGGAAAAUGACUGCAAGCACCUGAAGAGAACGUGGAGGGCUAUAAUCCAUUUUGGCCCCAAAUAUUUGGGUUGAAGGUGGCUAAUUUGCGAGUGUGUUACAAUCUGAAUCCAGCUACCAUGAAGGCAACACUGCAGUGCAGAGCCCAACGACGUGGAUGUAAGAAGGGGACAACGGCCUUGGUAAAUGGGCUGCAUAAUUCAGUCUGAAAACUGGACUAAAGUGAGCUUGAGUCGUUCACAUAUUGACUGAAAUUGGUCUGAUUCUCAGGCCAUGGCGUUAUAGCAAGUAAUGCCUGCUUCCACUGUCUGGAGACAAAAUCUAUACCUUUUUCAUCUUCAAAUCAUAGUUUACAACUGAUUUGUCAUCUUUCUUUAUGAACACUUUCUCUCAUGUAUAAUAUGUUGAUGGACAUAUUAUUUCUUUUGUAAGCCCUUCACUUCACUCUAGAUGACUCCUACUUUUUGCUUCUUCCGUCUGCCCAAAUGUUCUUACUGAUGUAUUUCUUUCAUCUCUGUCAGGAAAGACAAAUGCAGGGACUGAAUUACAGCACCACCCAGAUACAAUCUUGGAGGCUGCCUGUCUGUGUCACCUCUCACACACACUCUCAGCUCGUUUCCCAUCCCACUCUUUCAGUCGGCGUCAUCUGUGUGUGAGUAAAGUGCAUGACUAUGGUGUGCCUCCACAAAGCCAUUGUAUGUUUGCAAUGAGCAGAGAGAGAACGUCUCAUGAGGACAUGCUCUCAACUCAUCCACAUCCCGCAAACCAAUGUUUGCAGGCAGUGAUGCUCUCUCUAGUCUUUCCCUCCUACUCUUUUCCACCUCCAUACACGCCAGUCAUUGAACUGUACUUCCUCUGAGUUGGUGGUAGUUCAGGACAGACCCUCAUUGGCACAGCCUAAAACCUGCUGUACAACUGGCAGAGGCUUUUUAGAGACAAUAUUCAAGUGUAUACCAUUAUCAAUGUGACCAUACAGCAUCAAUCUGAUUUAACAAGUUUCAGUCACCACGCAGCAAUAUACACAAUAAUUCAACUUCUGAAUGAACCUAAUAUGCACUGGAACCUUCAAAGAUUAAUUUAAUUUCACCUUCUUUAAAAUUUUGAAUGCACAUGGCGAACUGCUCAUUUUUUUGGUACUCUUUGCACAACUUGCUGAUCUCCAGCAAGAAGCUGAAUGGCAAAAUUGACGAACGGUUAUUUGAUCAAAGAAUCUACCCAUACGUUUCCUGUUUCAAUUAGAAUUACUAUUUAAACCGACCUCUCUAACAUGCUGUUCCCAUUUUGACAUCAUAGGAUCUAACAAUUGAUGAACGGUACCUCAGCAUUGCGAGACCUCUAAUGGGAUAUUUUACACACACGCUUGUUUGGAGACCCCAAAAAACUUGGCUUCCUUUUGAAGGUAUGAGUAUUCCGCCUGACUCCAACAUUACAGUAACACACUAUAGGAGGGCCAUGGCUGUGGCUGUCUCCCAACCUCAAGAUUCAGACCUCAGUUGGCCUCAUUCAAAAUAAAUCUAUGAACUGGUCUGCAUGCCUUUUUCCUCUGCUGUGGCUUGAUUGGCUCAAGUGAUUUGAUGGUAUCAAACUUUUUAUCCGUUAUAUGUUCAUGUAGACUAUAUUUCGUUUGUUUUUUUUUUUUUUUUUUUUUUUUAACCAUGUGCAGCACACUUUAAAUGUAGAUAGAGUCUGGGGAACGCUACUAUUACAUCCACAUGACUGAAAUCUCCUGCGACUGUGUACUGCCUCUGGGUAUAUAUUGACUUGGGAGCUAAUGGCAUUGUGUAGUAGGCUAAGGGCGAAGUUAGCGUUUGCAUCUGCUAUACACACUGCUGUGAUCAGAACUGCUGAUGAAAACUUAUGAAAUCGGAAAAGGGUCAGCAUUUACAGUAAGUGUUAAUUAUCCGAAGUCCAGGGAGCUGUGACUAUCAACACACAUAGACAGCGGGUUUCAACAGAAAUACAGAGCUACUGGAAGAGUCACAGAAAGGCAUAACAGUGGCCGUCCAUGAAAAUGUAUUGUCGAUAAAUGGCUCCAUAAACUGUUGUGAAUUUUGCCUUUCGGGUCCUUGUUAUCGAACAGCGGGAUGUGCAAAAAGCAAUAAAACAACGAGCAGUUGGGCAGGUCCAUUCAAAUGUUGAGAGAAGGUCAAAUUAAGUUAUAGUGCCUCUUGGGUUCAUUAUGAAAUGUCAUCUGAAAGUCCAAUGUCGCUUAACUUUUUGUGAGUGGUGUAUCUCUCACAAGCGGGUCUGAAGAAAGCAGCAAAAAUAUUUUAAGGUAAACCAGCAAGAUGUCUGCUAAAGUACGUCAACAAAUGUCUGACUUUUCUAGACGGUACUGUAUUGGCAUAGUAAUCAAAUAAGUGGUCGUUAAGAAUUCUAUCGACUGAGUGGAACUUAAGAUUGAUGAAUCGCUUGUUGAACAAAAGUAAAAUUCCAUGUACCUCUUGGCUGCAAGCAGUGAAAGUGCAGCCCCUUUCGCGAAGUAGUUUGUGAGUUCAAGAACAGCUGUGGAAAAUGGAGCUAUAUACUGUACACAAGGAGUAAGGCAUCUCCAUUGGGCAGCAUUAUUCUGCAUAGCACGACAUCAGCACUAAAACGCAAGUUCCAGUCAAAUCAAUGGUCUUAGUGCAUUGAAAAGCAAUUAAAAAAAAAAAGACUCUCGAGUAUUUGCUCAUUUCUGUUAAUUCCCGUCAAGGUUUCAUGGGGUCAAAUAUUAAUUAAUGCAUGUGUACUACUUUGUAAUUCCAUAGCUUUGUUUGAUUUGUUCAGUGACUGUGCAGGAAAUCUAUUGCAUA
Messenger RNA from Hippocampus comes (tiger tail seahorse), 6551 nucleotides. It is a transcript of the gene jph3b, whose product is annotated as junctophilin 3b. NCBI's taxonomy places the organism in Eukaryota, Metazoa, Chordata, Actinopteri, Syngnathiformes, Syngnathidae. Gene Ontology annotation, cellular component: junctional membrane complex; plasma membrane; endoplasmic reticulum membrane. The transcript has 6 exons. The record is from RefSeq and is a predicted model, not a curated record. Gene Ontology annotation, biological process: regulation of synaptic plasticity. The coding region runs from base 1245 to 3665 and encodes 806 amino acids.